This is a messenger RNA of Geodia barretti, 645 nucleotides long. The record is from the annotation of a GenBank genome assembly. Lineage: Eukaryota; Metazoa; Porifera; Demospongiae; Tetractinellida; Geodiidae.
AUGGCUGGUUUCUUUAUUUCCUACGUCUCGGAUGGAGGAAACAACGUUGGAGUCCCACGAUCGAUAGAUCCUUUCCGGGAGCUCGGUCUUUCAUCCGGAGCGUCUCCGCGAGACACGAAAGCUGCUUACGGAGCUCGAGCGAACCGUCCGCGACGGCAGGACCGGGUGAUGGCGUCUCUCGCUUAUCACAUGAUCACGUCCACCGCCGAGGGUCGCUACACCAAGCGAGGUCGCCUGUACGAGAUUCGAGACCGAAAUGACCAGUUCUUUCUCGCUGCCACGGGCUACACUGCGCUACUGAUUCAGCGGUUAGAUUGGAAACGCUCCCUCUCUAAUGCGGACGAAUACGGCCGUACGUCGCUCUACAUCGCCGCUCGCAGCGGGUUCUAUGACACGACCAAGGCCCUCCUGGAAAACGGUGCGCCAGUGAACCAGGUUCAACGGGACGGCAGUACACCACUGCACGGGGCAGCCUAUUAUGGUCAAGUUCCUGUCGUCAAAUUGCUGUUGUCUUACGGGGCAGACCCCAAUCACCAGAACCAGUGGGGCAACACUCCUGUAGACGAAACAAGUGUUGCAGAGAUUAAAAAGCUGGUUCUUGAUUACAAGGAAGACAAAAUCGCAGAUUUGCCCGCACGUUUAUAA